Messenger RNA from Mesitornis unicolor (brown roatelo), 2245 nucleotides. It is a transcript of the gene SGK1, whose product is annotated as serum/glucocorticoid regulated kinase 1. The transcript is spliced from 12 exons. Lineage: Eukaryota; Metazoa; Chordata; Aves; Mesitornithiformes; Mesitornithidae. The record is from RefSeq and is a predicted model, not a curated record. Gene Ontology annotation, molecular function: protein serine/threonine kinase activity; ATP binding. Bases 59 to 1345 code for a protein of 428 amino acids. Gene Ontology annotation, biological process: protein phosphorylation.
GCGGUGCUGGGAGUUGGUAGUAUCGUACCGUUGUUAUUUGUCCCCCUCUCGCUCCAAAAUGACCGUGAAAGCAGCUGAGGCGUCGGGUCCUACCUUGACUUACUCGAAGAUGAGGGGAAUGGUGGCCAUCCUAAUCGCUUUCAUGAAGCAGAGAAGAAUGGGGCUAAACGACUUCAUUCAGAAGAUAGCCACCAACUCCUAUGCAUGCAAGCACCCUGAAGUUCAGUCUAUCUUGAAAAUCUCCCAGCCUCAAGAGCCUGAACUUAUGAAUGCUAAUCCUUCUCCUCCGCCCAGUCCUUCACAGCAGAUCAAUCUUGGUCCAUCAUCCAACCCACAUGCCAAACCAUCAGACUUUCAUUUUUUAAAAGUCAUUGGAAAAGGCAGUUUUGGGAAGGUUCUCCUUGCACGGCAUAAGGCAGAAGAGCAGUUCUAUGCUGUUAAAGUCCUGCAGAAGAAAGCAAUCCUGAAGAAGAAGGAGGAGAAGCACAUUAUGUUCCUGCUGAAAAAUGUGAAACAUCCCUUCCUGGUCGGGCUUCACUUUUCCUUCCAAACGGCAGACAAAUUGUAUUUUGUCCUAGACUACAUCAAUGGUGGAGAGUUGUUCUACCAUCUCCAGAGGGAGCGUUGCUUCCUGGAGCCCAGAGCCCGAUUUUAUGCUGCUGAAAUUGCCAGUGCGCUGGGCUACCUGCACUCCCUGAACAUUGUUUAUCGCGACUUGAAGCCAGAGAAUAUCCUGCUCGAUUCGCAGGGGCACAUUGUCUUGACUGACUUUGGACUCUGCAAAGAAAACAUAGAGCACAAUGGCACAACCUCCACUUUCUGUGGCACACCAGAGUAUCUUGCUCCUGAAGUUCUUCAUAAGCAGCCCUAUGACCGGACUGUGGACUGGUGGUGCCUUGGAGCAGUCCUGUAUGAGAUGCUUUAUGGCCUGCCGCCCUUCUACAGCAGGAACACGGCAGAAAUGUAUGACAACAUCUUGAACAAACCCCUGCAGCUGAAGCCAAAUAUUACCAACUCGGCCAGACAUCUCCUGGAAGGCCUCUUGCAGAAGGAUAGAACAAAGAGGCUUGGUGCCAAGGAGGACUUUAUGGAGAUUAAGAAUCACAUCUUCUUCUCCCCAAUUAACUGGGAUGAUCUCAUUAAUAAGAAGAUUACACCUCCUUUUAACCCAAAUGUGAGCGGCCCAAAUGACCUGCGACACUUCGAUCCGGAGUUUACAGAUGAGCCAGUCCCCAACUCCAUUGGCCAGUCACCAGACAGCAUCCUCAUCACUGCCAGCGUCAAAGAAGCUGCUGAGGCUUUUUUGGGCUUCUCAUAUGCCCCACCUGUGGACUCUUUCUUGUGAACAUUUUUCUUUCUUUUUUCUUUCUUUUUAAAUAAUAACAACAACUAUUAUUUUUAUUUUUAUUUGGCCUUCUGGUGGAACUGCCAGUUGACCAGUCGUCUUGAAAGAGAAUUUGCACAUUUCCACCACGGCAGCUUUGCAGCCUUAAUUUCAACUACACUGUUUGCUGGAAGCUUUUUUGAAGAGCACACAUCACUCUCUAAAUGAGCUUUACAGGCUUUUCAUUUCUAUUCGUUCUUCCCCCAAAGUGGUGCUGUCUCCUUGGGAAAGACAAACAAGCGUGACUGCUGCCAUAGACUGCUACAGCAGAUCGUAGGAGUAAGAACAAGCUGUUUUGAAAUCGUGCUCCGAAAAGCCUUGCCUGAAGAUCUAUCUGAACGUGAUAAGGAUUUUAUGAAAUGUGCCUUUUUCUGAUGAGAUCUUGUGAGCUCCAAAGCUUUCCCUGUUGCAGAGUGUGUUUCUCAGUUCAUUUAUGUGGGUUUACUAUGUGAACAAAUGGUGUGCGUGUGGUCUGCAUACUACAGAUGGACUUAGUUUAAAGCAUCAGUGUGACACUUGCAGGAUACCACAAUGUGGGGCAUUGUUUGUUUCUUCCAUAUUUGGAAGAUAAAUUAAAUGUAAUUUUGAAAUUUCUUUUGUAAAUCUAUACAGUCAACUAAAAUUAUUGAAAUAGGCUCACAAUUACUUGUAUCCAAAUGCUUGAAGAAAGCAUUGCUGCUAUGAAAAAAGAUUUCUAUUUUUAGAAAGGGUUUUUAUGGACCAAAAUGCCCCAGCUGCAGUCGGUCAAAGCUGUUGGUUUCUUUUUUUUGUCUUCCCCUCCCUGCUUUUUUUUCUUUUUUUCCCCCUUUUUUUUCCUUUUUUUUUAGUUUAAAAAUGUCAUCUGUAAAAUGGGCAUUAUUU